CGCACCUUAUUGUUGGACCUGAUUAUAUUUCUAUCCUUCUACCAAAAUGGGUCUGGUUAUGAGUCUCGUGGGAAAAGGAUUACCAUCAGCGCAGGUAUUGAAUCUCUUUGUGGGAUCGCUCUACAACGAGUUCCAGAAGAAAAAAAUCAACGACUUCGAUGACUUCCACAUUGCUAUGCUCGAUGUCUUCAACACUCUCAACUCAGCAAUGCCUGGUAAAAACUUUGAUGUACCAUCAACCAAGGAAGUUGAGGACUCUUAUGAAAAAUGGAGAGAGGAACCAGACGCCACAAAGAAGAGGUUAGUGUUCAUUGAGUUUAUGAAGAACAAAGUCAAUCUUAACAAAGGAGAUAACUCCAUGAUGAUCACUGGAAUGGUAACACCUCCAGCAGCAAUGGCAGCUAAAAGGGCUGGAGAGAAUGUAACACAGCUAAAAAUGAUCAAGGCCGUUCCUGAUGUGAUAUUUAUUCCCUCGGCAACAAUGGUUGCUCUCAUUGUUGCUAAGGUGUCCAAAAGGAUGUUCAUGGGGAACAUUCCAUCCUGAAUAUUGAGCCUAAUACGCCUAAGGUGUCUGUGAUUACGGGUAUUUUACUCUUUACGGAUUCUAAUGUAUAAAACAAGAACUUUGAGUUGGAUAUUUGUAUUUCCCAUCUCUUCUAUCUAACAUAUAUACCAAAAACAUCAUUUUUUUUUUUA
Messenger RNA from Quercus lobata, 696 nucleotides. RefSeq names its product calcium ion-binding protein. The transcript is spliced from 4 exons. Lineage: Eukaryota; Viridiplantae; Streptophyta; Magnoliopsida; Fagales; Fagaceae. The record is from RefSeq and is a predicted model, not a curated record. The coding region runs from base 47 to 544 and encodes 165 amino acids.